AUGGCCGAUUCCGGUCCCGGCUCUGCGCCUCCUGAGACGGAGGAGAUUGACCUCUAUGAACUUCUCGGCGUUGAGAAAAAUGCCAGCCCCGACCAGAUCAAGAAAGCCUACAGAAAGGCUGCGCUGCAACAUCACCCCGACAAGGUUCCCGAAGACCGUCGAGAUGAGUCCGAGGUCAAGUUCAAGGCCGUGACGCAGGCUUACGAAAUUCUUCGAGACGAAGAGAAGAGGCAAAUCUACGAUGCCGGUGGCAUGGCCGCCCUUCGCGGAGGCCCCGGCGGCCCUGGUGGGCCUGACCUGGAGGAUAUCCUGUCCCAGAUGUUCGGUUUCGGCUUUGGCGGCGGUGGCGGCCCCGGUGGAAGGGGCCCACCCGGACAGCGACGACCCCGGCGCGGACCGGAUGAGGAGCAGGAAUACACCGUCAGUCUGGAAGAGCUCUACAAGGGAAAGACGGUCAAGUUCUCCGCCAACAAGCAGAUCGUCUGUGCCCAGUGCAAGGGUACGGGUGGCAAGGAGAAGGUCAAGCCGCAACAAUGUGAGCAGUGCAAGGGCCAAGGUGUUGUCGAAGGCCUUCGACAGGUUGGCCCAGGCCUCCUCACCCGCGAGAUCAUGCCUUGUGAUCACUGCAAGGGCUCCGGUAACUUUUUCAAGGAGAAGGACCGAUGCAAGAAGUGCAAGGGCAAGCGCACGACCCAAGAGACCAAAGUUCUAGAGAUCUACAUUCCCCGAGGCUCCAUGCAAGGAGAGCGGAUCAUCCUUGAAGGAGAGGCAGAUCAGUUCCCUGACCAGACGCCCGGAGAUAUCGUGUUUACCCUAGUAGAGGAACCUCAUGACGUAUUCUCCAGGGUUGGUGCGGACUUGUCCGCAGAACUCAAGGUCACGGUCGCGGAAGCUCUCUGCGGCUUCUCCCGCACAAUCCUUACUCACCUUGACGGCCGUGGUAUCCAUAUUACCCGCGAGCAGGGUAACAUUCUUCGACCUGGAGAGAUUCUCAAGAUACCCGGAGAAGGUAUGCCACAAAAGCGAGGCGACGACAAGGGCGACCUCUACCUAAUCGCCGCUAUCGAUUUCCCCGAGGAUGGCUGGCUUCAAAAGGAAGCCGACUAUGACGCCCUCAAGAAGCUUCUUCCCGGGCCUGCCCCGCCUAUCGUGGCCACUGAGGUCGACGAGGUGGAUUACGAGGAUGGCGCUGAUCUAGAGGAUAUGGGAGCACGUUCUGGUGACCCUCGCGCGGGUCACGCUUGGGAAGACGUGGAGGACGACGGUGCCCAAGCGCAGUGCCAGACUCAAUAA
Parascedosporium putredinis is the source of this 1293-nucleotide messenger RNA. Lineage: Eukaryota; Fungi; Ascomycota; Sordariomycetes; Microascales; Microascaceae. The record is from the annotation of a GenBank genome assembly.